Molecule: messenger RNA, 1334 nt
Organism: Ruditapes philippinarum (Manila clam)
Lineage: Eukaryota; Metazoa; Mollusca; Bivalvia; Venerida; Veneridae
Product: protein OSCP1-like
Exons: 11
Coding region: 24-1214 (396 amino acids)
Biological process (GO): transport
Cellular component (GO): plasma membrane; cytoplasm
Source: RefSeq, a predicted model, not a curated record
UUGCUAGGGAAAUUGUUGCAGAAAUGUCUCAAAAAACUUUGCCGUUAUUGUUCAUAAACCUUGGAGGAGAGAUGGUUUAUAUAUUAGACCAAAGACUGCGCGCACAAAAUAUUCCAGACGAGAAAGCUAAAAAAGUGCUUCAUGAUAUUGUUUCAACUAUGUUUCACAAAAGGUUUGUGGAAGAAUUGUUUAAACCUCAACCAUUAUAUUCCAAGAAGGCACUGCGGACAGUAUUUGACAGACUAGCUCAUGCUUCCAUCAUGCGUCUCAAUGCAGCUAGCAUGGAUAAGACAAUUUUGCAUUCUGUAUUUAGCAUCCAGGAGGGAUCUGAAAAGCACAGAAUCUUCAGUGACAAUUUAUAUGACCUGAUGACAAUGGCUUUCAAGUACCAGGUAUCGUUGGCAUUAUGCCCAAAAGAUAUAUUGCUGAUUACCCUAAAUCAUAUGGACGCCAUACGGAAGUUUGUGGAUGGACAGACAAACAUUCUACAGCAAGUGGAACAUGUUUAUAGACUUCUACUAGAGUCUUUUGGUCCAAUGACAUCUGGAGGUUUCCAUCUAAUAAGACAAACCUUGCUAAACUUUUUUCAGGACAUGCAUAUUAGAGUUUCUAUAUUUCUGAAAGACAAGGUGCAGACAAGUGCUGGUAGAUUUGUGUUACCUACUGGCGGACCAUUGCCAUGGGGUACUCAAGUACCAGGGACUAUAAAGAAUUAUGAUGAGAAAGGGAGGGAGAGUAAGUCAGCAAGUUUUCCUGCAGGAGGCAAUUAUCAUCAGCUGGCUAAACCAGGCUCUAUAGAUAUCAAAGGUGACAGAGUAACAAAGCUAGGAACCAAUAUGUAUUCAGUUGCAAGGCCUGUUGAUACUCAAACAUUAGACAAACCCAAAACUACUCCUAUGUCAGACAUUGAAAAUCAAGCCCCUGAUCCUCUUGCAAAGGCCCAGCUAGAUCUUCUAUCACAUCUUAUUGGCAAUACCACAACCACAGAAAAAUCAGGCUUUAGACUUAACCUGUUUUCAUCAGAUAAAGAAGAGGAGCAAGCAGCAGUUUUAUAUAAACCUGUAGAAACAAAAGAAUCACAAGUGGUUAAAAUUGAUGCAUCUAAGAAACAGAAGAACAAAGAGUUAGAACAGAUUAUGGGAGAGCUGGAUGUUAAAGAUUCUGGUGCUAGUGGUGGUGAAGAUUUAUUGGAUCUCAUGGACAGUGCAAGCUAGACCUGACAUUCUUUACAAUAAUAUUCAUAAUUUAUUUUGCUUCACAAGACAAUGCUUUCCAUAUUGUGUUUGUUUUUUGUUGUUGUUUUUGUAUUAGAUAUUAAAGCAGCAUGCAACCAG